This is a messenger RNA of Prorocentrum cordatum, 2175 nucleotides long. Lineage: Eukaryota; Dinophyceae; Prorocentrales; Prorocentraceae. The record is from the annotation of a GenBank genome assembly.
AUGACCACUCAGACCUUCCACGAGGCUGUGGAGGCGUCUUUCGACAACAUUGCUGUGCAAGCGGACGGCGCGGCAGAGAAAGCUAUCGUGAAGCCUGGCGUUGAGGGCUUGCAUGUGUUCCUUGAAGGGCGUCGCGCCGAUGGCGCGAGUAGCGGCGUGAGUGCCGAAACGGUAACAGUGGAGUCGCUGAAGAAGAUUUUCGAGAGCAGGGGUUGGCCUUUCGACAAAUCGUUUGGGAGGGCCGAUUUGACCGCGCUGCUCGAAUCGCUGGGCGAAGCAGGCUCUGGCGGCGAGGACUUGGCGGAGGACAUUUCCAGUUUGGUGGAUGAUCUGCACUCUCGAGCGGCGGCGAAAGAGUUCCCGCUCAUUCGCCCGAUAGACUUGCGAGCGGACGACGAGCAUAAUGCCGCCGAGGAAGCCAUGAGUCUCGUGGAGAAGCUGGAUGCUGUGCAGAUUCAGAGCUAUAUUGAUUUUCAGAAAAAGGAAUAUUUUAAGAAUAGUCCUGGAGAUCCAGCGGCGUCGAUUGACGAGAAGCAUGCUCAGUGGGCACUCAAUUUUUAUUACAAUCACGUGCGUGAUUUUCUCGCCAAGCAGUCGCUUGACGCCAGGACAUGUGCUCACCGGUUUGCCCAGUCAACGUUCAUCCCGCUGAUCUCCCCGCAGUCGAUCGGUGACGGGGAGAAGAAGGCUUUCGCUCGUGAUGCCGCGUCGGCAAUGAGGCCAGAAUUGUUGGAGUUGCUGGACAAGAAUGUGUGGUUAGCUUGGGAUGAGAUGGCUGAAGUUGUCGAACUCAGUGGAGCGGGCGCUCAUGAUAGCUUCAGAGAGCUUUUGGAAGAGGACUACUUUCGCAUUGUGCGCGAGACCUGCGAUGCGGGUGCGCACCAGAACGCGGGGACUGGCUUAGGGGGGAACGCGAAACGGAUAUUCGAUAUAGUGGACAACAGUGGUCUGUACUUCACUUGCUGCGCCAUGAAGCACAAUGCGGAGUCCCAGGCGUUGCGGAACUCCCAGGACGUCGCGGUCUACUACGGCACAGGCCGCGCGGCCAUUGGCAAUUCCAAGGGCAUGCUUUAUCUGUUGAAGGUCGGCGUGGCGUUCGUGGGUACUCGCGUACAGAUGACCGACUUUUUCACGAUGGUGCAGGUGAACAUCUUUACGGUGGUGUUCGUCCGCGAGCUCUUCCCCGCGGAGGGGCCGAUCCACCAGCAUGCCGCGGAGACGCAUCCAGAGCAAGGCAUGGAGAGUGCCAUCAUCUGCCUUCAGGAGAUCCCCCGGUGGACUGCUGGCAAGUACCUCAAGCGAGUUCGCGCAGAUGGCGUCGUCCUGCCUAGGAGCGGGGAGCUCGCUGGCAGCCUGGCGGUCUACGUGGACUCCGACGGCUGCCUGUACGAGGACGAGGUCCGCGCGCUCGCCUGCAGCACCGGGGGGACCGUGCCGCCGUCGCCCCUGCUGGGCCCCGGCGCGCUCGCCGCCUGGCAGAACUGCGCGGCGCCCGCGCGGGGCGCCUGCGCAGACUCGGACGACGACUUCAUGGUAGUCAGCACUCCAUCCGUCACCUCGGCGUCGGCCUGGUCGCCGCUGAUGUCCCACGUGAAGUCGCCGCCCCUCUGCGCGAGGUCGCCGCCCCUGGCCUGCGCGCAGGCCCCAGGGGAGUUCGAGGAGGCGUCCGACCCUGGCGCGGCCGUGAUGGCGUGCGCCAGCUUCCACGAGCUGCAACCAUCCCCUGAAUUCAGCAUGCUGGAGCUGCCGGGCCCCGCCAUCGACAUGAUCGAGGAGGAGGGCGCGGAGGCGGACUGGGACCUCGACGAGGCGGGCUGGCCGCCAGAAGGCAGCCUCGGGGCGUCGUGGACGGCCGCCGCUGCGGCCGGUGGCGCCGGCGCUGCUCGGUCGGCGAGCGGCAGGGGAGGCGGCGAGGCGGGCCCCGCAGACGCGGGCGCCGCCCCGCCGCGGCCGUGGCAGCGGGCCGUGCUGCUGCUGUUCCCGCUGCAGCUGGGGCUGGGGAGGCACGCCAGCGAGGCCCACGUCGACGCGGUACUGCGUUACUUUGAGUUGGCGUCCUCGCUGGGCGCCAUGGGCGGGCGGCCCCGGAUGGCCCACUUCUUCGUGGGCCGCCAAGGCCGCGAGCUGCUGUACGUGGACCCCCACGUGGUGCAGCCCGCGGCCCUGCCCGAAGCC